AUGGUGCUGGUCACCGGUGUUACCGGGGAUGCCCAGGCACCAGUGAGGCUGGACAAGGGAGCACCGGAGCAUGCCAGGCAGGGGGUACCGGACCGCCGGCGCCGCAUCAGCCCCGCUGACGGCAUUGUGGUCCCCCAGCCCAGUGGCACCCGUGUGCCGAUGGAGAUCGUGCUGCUGAACAAGGUGGGCUCCGGCUUCCGCGGCGUCAUCCACCUCCUCGACUGGUUUGAGCUGCCUGACAGCUUCGUGCUGGUGCUGGAGCGUCCGGAGCCGUCGCAGGAUCUCUUCGACUUCAUCACGGAGCGGGGGUCCCUGUCCGAGGAGCUGGCGCGGGGGCUUUUUCGCCAGGUGCUGGAGGCCGUGCGGCACUGCCACAACUGCGGCGUCCUGCACCGCGACAUCAAGGACGAGAACAUCAUCGUCGACCUCGCCACCGGUGAGCUCAAGCUCAUCGACUUCGGCUCCGGCACCUUCCUCAAGGACACAGUCUACACCGAAUUUGACGGAACGCGGGUGUACAGCCCACCAGAGUGGAUCCGCUACCACCACUACCACGGCCGUUCGGCAACGAUCUGGUCCCUGGGCGUGCUGCUCUACGACAUGGUCUGCGGGGACGUCCCCUUCGAGCAAGACGAGGACAUCAUCCAGGGUCAGCUCUUCUUCCGACGGCGGGUCUCUCUAGAGUGCCAGCAUCUCAUCAGGUGGUGUUUGUCCAUGCGGCCCUCGGACAGGCCAUCUUUGGAAGACCUUUUCAACCAUUCUUGGCUGCAAGGCAUUCACCUGCCCCAGGAGACAGCAGAGAUCCACCUGCACAGUUUGAUCCAGGAGCCUGGCAAGUAACAGCUCCACGCAUCUCCUGGCCAUAAGAAGCAAAGAAAACCAGACUUCUUCCUCGUGACCGUAGCACUGAGCAGGGAUCAUCAGAUGGGAACACGCACAUCUUGUCCUGGAGCUGGGCUGGAGACCUGGUCUUCCAAGCGCUGGUGGCCACCAUCCAACCCAGCUGUCCUGGACUCCAUCUGAAUCAUCCUGUCUCAUUUGAUGUUUUGCCAGUAAAUUUUUUUUUUUUGGUUUGGGUUCUGGUUUUGGGGGCUCCCAGGUGUCUUCCUGACCUGCUGAAUUCGGGACCGCGAGAGGAUCGGAGACCUUAUUGCGAGAAAAGCUCCGACGGGGGAAAACUGACUGGGGGGGGAGGGCAGGUACCGUGGCCGAAUGGCUGUCUCUUCUCCGCUGUCACCGUGCUCGAGUGCCUUCAGUUGCGAUGUGGGCUGUGCUGGAGGAAAUACUUGAAUUUUCCUACACUGCUGCUUUUCCAAGACUCGCCUGGGUAUAUAGUUCCUUUUCCCUUUUCCAAAAGAAAACAGGUCAGAAGAUGCUUGGGAGCCAAGCGGGCGAUGCCUCGCCUCCCGUGCCUCCAUCUCGCGUGGAUUUUCUGGGGUUCUUUGCUUCCCUGUGCCCUCACGAAUGCACAAACAAUGCAAACCAACAGAGCUGUAAAUGUGUACAAAGUUAUAUAGGAGCAAAGCUUGAUGUACAGUUGUUAAUAGUGAUAACAUUUUACCUUUUUUCUUUUUUUCCAGUUUUUGUUUUUAAUUUA
Aptenodytes forsteri (emperor penguin) is the source of this 1597-nucleotide messenger RNA. It is a transcript of the gene PIM1, whose product is annotated as Pim-1 proto-oncogene, serine/threonine kinase. Gene Ontology annotation, molecular function: ATP binding; protein serine/threonine kinase activity. The transcript is spliced from 4 exons. The record is from RefSeq and is a predicted model, not a curated record. Gene Ontology annotation, cellular component: cytoplasm. Gene Ontology annotation, biological process: protein autophosphorylation; negative regulation of apoptotic process. Bases 1 to 840 code for a protein of 279 amino acids. Lineage: Eukaryota; Metazoa; Chordata; Aves; Sphenisciformes; Spheniscidae.